UUGCCCCUGGUUGGGUGCUGAUUUGUUCACUUACCCCACCUCACAAAUCGGCUAUUUCGGUAUUUCCUAAACCUGUUGCUUCCUUUUUUUUCUUUCAGCCUUUCUGAGGCGAAGGUGCCGUGACAUCACUGACACUUUGGAAACAGCAAAAUUUCCCCUUGAAAUCUGACAUCCAGGGCUGGCCACCAGCCUGAUAUAAAGCGAGGAGCAUCCCAGGCACUCCACGCCGUGACCACGAGGACUCUGCUCUGCUCCUGCCUCUGCAGCUCCCCUCUGUCCAUGAUGACCACCGUGGCUGUGUCCCUCUCCAUCCUCCUGGUUGCUGCCCUCUUCCCUCAGGCCUCUUCAUCUCCAUUUGGGUCUGACACAACCGUGUGCUGCUUCGGCUACACCGCACGGAAGCUGCCCCAGAAUCAUGUGAAGGAAUAUUUCUACACCAGCAGCAAGUGCCCACAGCCAGCAGUUGUGUUCACCACCAGGAAGGGGCGGCAGGUCUGCGCCAACCCCGACGCCCGCUGGGUGAAGGAAUACGUCAACUUCCUGGAGCUGCAGUGAGCACCAGGACCAGAGGUGUCCAGAGCCCUGACAGUCCGUGCAGCAAAGGAAGGCAUGGCGUGGAGCCAGAAGGCCCACUGCUGAGCACCAGGGCCAACAGACACCCCAGGGCCCCUGAGCUUCUUGUCUUGCAACAGCAUUAUCUAUACUAUACAAUUUAGCCACCCUUCCAUGCAGCUGUGAUGCUGGGGAUGUGCCUCUUGGCUUUGCAGGUCUGCUUGGUGAAGGCUGCUGUGCAAAUGCUGCUCCCUCCUGUGCCUCUGCUGCUGGAGCAGGAUGGGAUCUUACCCUGAGAGCCACCUGUGGGAAGCAGUCUGUCCGAACGGGGUGUGAGUGCUGUCAUGUAAUGCAGGCUGACCUCCAGGCCAGCUGGCUGCAUCUCACCAUGCUGCAGCAGCUGUAAAUGAGAUGCUGUGAAGGAGAUCCUUCCCUAAGGGAGGAAACAGUACACUGGAUAUUUAUGGGAUGCUUAUUCUGGAACCACACUUGUGCUCACAAUGCUGUGUCAUGCUAGUCCCAAAGAAUAAAGGUUUCUAUCUCUGUGUCUAA
Molecule: messenger RNA, 1104 nt
Organism: Coturnix japonica (Japanese quail)
Lineage: Eukaryota; Metazoa; Chordata; Aves; Galliformes; Phasianidae
Product: C-C motif chemokine 5-like
Biological process (GO): inflammatory response; eosinophil chemotaxis; positive regulation of GTPase activity
Cellular component (GO): extracellular region
Molecular function (GO): chemokine activity; CCR chemokine receptor binding
Source: RefSeq, a predicted model, not a curated record